AUGGCUCAGAGGUCACAAAAUCAGAUCACAGAACUACCCGAAAGUGACUUGAUAGAGUGCGAACAAGGUAAAAGUAUUCUAAACAUGUCUGAUCCAGCUCGGCGCGUUAAAACUUCGGCAUACUCUUACUAUAUCAAAGAGGCUGCAGAAGAUUACAAGAAAGAGCAUCCCAAUGAAGAAAUAGCAUUUGCAGAAUUUUCCAAAAAAUGCGCAGAGACAUGGAAGAAGAUGAGUGAAAUUGAUAAGUUGAAGUUUUCUCAAAUAGCUGAUGAAGACACGAGGCGCCUCAAUGCCAAUCCGUAUAUUCCUCCUGAAAACGUUGAAGAUAAGGUCAUCGAUAGGGAUCCAAACCUACCUGAUUUGGCGCACUCGGCUUUCUUCUAUUUUUACGAAGACGAGAGGGACAAAGAAAGCUGCCACUUUGAUGCAUCUCUGCUUGGAGCGCAAUCAAUCUCAGGCGCCAGCUCCAGAAGCGCGCGGACAGCGGCCGCGGCGCUAGCUCUUCGAACUGGGAGCCUCUAUUCAAUUUAUUGUCCCCUUGGCGCCGGCCGGAAAAGGCCAGGGCGGCGAGGAAAGCGGCCAGAAUUGAGCUGCUGA
Cryptomeria japonica (Japanese cedar) is the source of this 597-nucleotide messenger RNA. RefSeq lists its product as uncharacterized. The record is from RefSeq and is a predicted model, not a curated record. Gene Ontology annotation, biological process: regulation of transcription by RNA polymerase II. Gene Ontology annotation, molecular function: DNA binding, bending. NCBI's taxonomy places the organism in Eukaryota, Viridiplantae, Streptophyta, Pinopsida, Cupressales, Cupressaceae. The transcript has 3 exons. The coding region runs from base 1 to 597 and encodes 198 amino acids.